Messenger RNA from Aspergillus luchuensis, 1455 nucleotides. RefSeq names its product FAD-binding oxidoreductase. The record is from RefSeq and is a predicted model, not a curated record. Gene Ontology annotation, molecular function: oxidoreductase activity; FAD binding. Bases 1 to 1455 code for a protein of 484 amino acids. The transcript has 5 exons. Lineage: Eukaryota; Fungi; Ascomycota; Eurotiomycetes; Eurotiales; Aspergillaceae.
AUGAUCUCUUUCAAGCAAUACGCUACGGCCUUGAUCGGGCUCGCGCAGAUUGCAACAGCCUCAAAUAUCACCGCGCUUCUAUCGCAGCUCUCCCCAGCUGCCGAGGUGUUCUAUCCUUACGCGACGAACUGGACCGACACUACCCAGCGGUGGACGACAUAUGAGGAACCGACUUUUUUCGCCUCCAUCAAGCCGAACACGACUCUGGAUGUGCAAAGAAUUGUCAAAUAUGCCUCGACGCACAAUAUCCCCUUCCUGGCCAUGGGUGGCGGACACGGCUACACGACGACGUUUGCUGAGCUGCAAUACGGCCUCGAGAUUGACCUUAGCGGCUUCAAUCAGGUAGCCGUGGAUGCGGACGCCAAUCGAAUGACCAUAGGAGGUGGUGUGCGGUUUCGUGAUAUUUUCGAGCCGCUCUACAGCGCUGGAAAGGAGAUCCAGACUGGAUCUGGAUCCUGUGUGGGAAUGGUAGGAGCCACACUGGGCGCCGGUGUGGGUCGCUACCAAGGCAUCCACGGCCUGAUCAUCGACGCGCUCGAGUCCGUGCAACUGGUAACCAGCAAUGGUAGUCUCAUCACCGUGUCCAAGACCCAGGAGCCCGACCUCUUCUGGGGCAUGCGCGGUGCGGGUUUCAAUUUCGGGAUUGUUACCGAGGCGACAUACACCAUCUACGACCUGACCAACAAUGGCUCCGUCUUGAAUGCCGACUUUCUAUUUCCGGCCAGUGCUAAUGGCUCGUUUUUUGAAAUCCUUGCCUCAUUUAAUGGCACUCUCCCUCAGCCACUCUCUCUGUUUACGUUGGUUAUUAACGAUACUACCUACGGUCCCUCUAUCAUCCUCAAUGCAGCGUACGCCGGCCCUAAAUCCGAAGGUCUCGCUCACCUCCAACCAUUCCUCGACCUCCCCUACCACAAGCGCAACAUCACCCAGCUGACAUGGAACGUACUCGAUACAUCGGCGCUCUUCGGGAUGGACGCUGACUUCUGCAUCGACGGCGACAUGCACAAUCUCUGGGCGCUGGGAGUCGCGCGCAUUGAUGUACCCACUCACAUUGCCUUUUUCAACACAAUGGUUGACUUCUACUACGCGUACCCGGAAGCAACGGGGUCCAGCUACGAGAUUGAAUUCUUCUCCACACAGGCAGUGCGUGCCGUGAAGGAUGAGGAAACAGCAUAUCCUUAUCGGGAUAUCACAGCGCAUGUGAUGCUCACAUUCGCCUACGAUGACGCCUCCUUGUCACAGCCGGUGAACGACCUGGCCAGUCGCUGGAUCUCAAGAUUCAAUGCGACAAGCGGGUUUGACCGGUUGCAGGUGUAUGUGAGCUAUGCCCAUGGUACGGAGGGCUUGGAUGCGUGGUAUGGGGCUGAGAAGCUGCCACGAUUGUUGGAGUUGAAGAAGAAGUGGGAUCCCAAGGGGUUGUUUGUUUAUAACAAUGGAUUGCCGGUGGGGAAUUGA